UGUUAUUGCCAAUGUCCUUUAUUAAAGUCGUUGUUUUCUUACACCUAGAUUCAGUCCAUACUAUCGUACAAAGAAAGGCUUCACUCUGGACUCGCGCACCUUCACCAACCUCAUAAACCCCCUUGUACCCUUCUGUCCCUUCGCCCUCCACGGGAUCUGCAGCGACCCCGAGUGUCCCCAUCAACACCCAGACGAGGUCGUACCUGAAGAUAAACAAAUCCUGGAAGACCUCGGCGCUUAUUUUGCGAGCGCGGGAAAAAAGCUCGGCGGCAAUGAUGACGUCACCGAUGACAUCAUCAAGUCUAUCACACGGACAAUAGACGCGGUUACAAAGCAAUAUGGCGACAAAGUUUCCCCGGCUGAAUUGAGAGUUCUGUUCGUGAAUUAUUUGAGAAAGCAGAAGUCUGCGGGGAUUUUUAAUAUAGUACUUGAUCGUAGACGAUGGAGGCCAAUUUCCCAUACGAAGAAGGAUCCCGGAACAAGUGCUCCCGGAACAAAUGCUCCUGGCGACGAAUACCCCAUCGUUCAGACUGAGAAGACGUUCAGUUGGAAGAGUUGGCGAAGAAAGAUUGAGAAUGAGAUUAAGACGCGGUCAGUGGACCGGGACGAAUGGUAAGUACUUUGUUCACGUGAUAAACACGUCAAAACGCGCAAGUCGAUAUCAGGAUGUGUUCGCACUGCUUGUUCCCAGUUGUUGCGACAAGUCUGGAACAAGUUGUUAUCACCUUGUUACAAGGUUGAUGACGGUAACAGACUUGCUACAAGUUGUUCCAACAAGCCUAACACAGGCUGUUCGUAACAAGUUGCUACGAGCUUGUUGUCAUCAACGUGUUACGUGCAGACGAUAUCAGACUUGUUGGAACAACUUGUUACGUGCAGACGAUAUCAGACUUGUUGGAACAACUUGUUGCGAGUCUGUUGGCUUCGUCAACCUUGUUACAAGAUGAUAACAACUUGUUCCAGACUUGGCAACAACUGGGAACAAGCAGUGCGAACACAUCCUCUUGUUGACGAGCUGUACGAUUUUAACAAAUCUGUCGAGUCAUCAACCUUGUAACAAAUCUGUUGAGUCAUCAACCUUCUAACAAAUCUGUUGAGUCAUCAACCUUGUUACAUGUCUGUUGAGUCAUCAACCUUGUAACAAGUCUGUCGAGUCAUCAACCUUGUAACAAGUCUGUUGAAUCAUCAACCUUGUAACAAGUCUGUUGAAUCAUCAACCUUGUAACAAGUCUGUUCAGUCAUCAACCUUGUAACAAGUCUGUUGAUUCAUCAACCUUGUAACAAGUCUGUUGAUUCAUCAACCUUGUAACAAGUCUGUUGAUUCAUCAACCUUGUAACAAGUCUGUUGAGUCAUCAACCUUGUAACAAGUCUGUUGAGUCAUCAACCUUGUAACAAGUCUGUUCAGUCAUCAACCUUGUAACAAGUCUGUUCAGUCAUCAACCUUGUAUCAAGUCUGUUGAAUCAUCAACCUUGUAACAAGUCUGUUGAUUCAUCAACCUUGUAACAAGUCUGUUGAUUCAUCAACCUUGUAACAAGUCUGUUGAUUCAUCAACCUUGUAACAAGUCUGUUGAUUCAUCAACCUUGUAACAAGUCUGUUGAGUCAUCAACCUUGUAACAAGUCUGUUGAUUCAUCAACCUUGUAACAAGUCUGUUGAGUCGUCAACCUUGUAACAAGUCUGUUGAGUCGUCAACCUUGUAACAAGUCUGUUAUUAAAAGUCAUCAAUCUUGGAACAAGUCUCUUCAGUCAUCAACCUUGUAACAUGUCUGUUGAGUCAUCAACCUUGUAACAAGUCUGUUCAGUCAUCAACCUUGUAACAAGUCUGUUCAGUCAACAACCUUGUAACAAGUCUGUUUAGUCAUCAACCUUGUAACAAGUCUGUUCAGUCAACCUUGUAACACGUCUGUUCAGUCAACAAUCUUGUAACAAGUUUGCUCAGUCAACAAUCUUGUAACAAGUCUGUUCAGUCAUCAACCUUGUAACAAAUCUGUUGAGUCAUCAACCUUGAAACAAGUCUAUUGAGUCAACAAUCUUGUAACAAGUCUGUUCAGUCAUCAACCUUGUAACAAGUUUGUUCAGUCAACAACCUUGUAACAAGUCUGUUGUGUCAUCAACAUUGAAACAAGUCUAUUGAGUCAUCAACCAUGUAACAAGUCUGUUCGGUCAUCAACCUUGUAACAAGUCUGUUCAGUCAUCAACCUUAUACCAAGUCUGUUGAUUCAUCAACUUUGUAACAAGUCUGUUCAGUCAACAACUUGUAACAAGUCUGUUCAGUCAUCAACCUUGUAACAAGUCUUUUCACUCAUCAAUUUUGUAACAAGUCUGUUCACUCAUCAACCUUGUAACAAGUCUGUUCACUCAUCAACCUUCUAACAAGUCGGUUGAGUCAUCAACCUUGUAACAAGUCUGUUGAUUCAUCAACCUUGUAACAAGUCUGUUGAGUCAUCAACCUUGUAACAAGUCUGUUGAUUCAUCAACCUUGUAACAAGUCUGUUCAGUCAUCAACCUUGUAACAAGUCUGUUCAGUCAUCAACCUUGUAACAAGUCUGUUCAGUCAUCAACCUUGUAACAAGUCUCUUGAGUCAUCAACCUUGUAACAAGUCUGUUCAGUCAUCAACCUUGUAACAAGUCUGUUCAGUCAUCAACCUUGUAACAAGUCUGUUGAUUCAUCAACCUUGUAACAAGUCUGUUCAGUCAUCAACCUUGUAACAAGUCUGUUGAGUCAUCAACCUUGUAACAAGUCUGUUGAGUCAUCAACCUUGUAACAAGUCUGUUGAUGUCAUCAACCUUGUAACAAGUCUGUUCAGUCAUCAACCUUGUAACAAGUCUGUUGAUUCAUCAACCUUGUAACAAAUCUGUUCGGUCAUCAACCUUGUAACAAGUCUGUUCAGUCGUCAACCUUGUAACACGUCUAUUGAGUCAUCAACCUUGUAACAAGUCUGUUGAGUCAUCAACAUUGUAACAAGUCUGUUCAGUCAUCAAUCUUGUAACAAGUCUGUUCAGUCAUCAACCUUGUAACAAGUCUGUUCAGUCACCAACCUUGUAACAAGUCUGUUCAGUCAACAACCUUGUAACACGUCUGUUCAGUCAACAAUUUUGUAACAAGUCAAUUCAGUCAACAACUUUGUAACAAGUCUGUUCAGUCAUCAACCUUGUAACAAGUCUGUUGAUUCAUCAACCUUGUAACAAAUCUGUUCGGUCAUCAACCUUGUAACAAGUCUGUUCAGUCGUCAACCUUGUAACACGUCUAUUGAGUCAUCAACCUUGUAACAAGUCUGUUGAGUCAUCAACAUUGUAACAAGUCUGUUCAGUCAUCAAUCUUGUAACAAGUCUGUUCAGUCAUCAACCUUGUAACAAGUCUGUUCAGUCACCAACCUUGUAACAAGUCUGUUCAGUCAACAACCUUGUAACACGUCUGUUCAGUCAACAAUUUUGUAACAAGUCAAUUCAGUCAACAACUUUGUAACAAGUCUGUUCAGUCAUCAACCUUGUAACAAGUCUGUUGAUUCAUCAACCUUGUAACAAAUCUGUUCGGUCAUCAACCUUGUAACAAGUCUGUUCAGUCGUCAACCUUGUAACACGUCUAUUGAGUCAUCAACCUUGUAACAAGUCUGUUGAGUCAUCAACAUUGUAACAAGUCUGUUCAGUCAUCAAUCUUGUAACAAGUCUGUUCAGUCAUCAACCUUGUAACAAGUCUGUUCAGUCAUCAACCUUGUAACAAGUCUGUUGAGUCAUCAACCUUGUAACAAGUCUGUUCAGUCAUCAACCUUGUAACAAGUCUGUUCAGUCAAUCCUUGUAACAAGUCUGUUCAGUCAUCAACUUGUAACAAGUUGUAUCACAACUUGUAACAAGUCUGUUCAGUCAUCAACCUUGUAACAAAUCUGUUGAGUCAUCAACCUUGAAACAAGUCUAUUGAGUCAACAAUCUUGUAACAAGUCUGUUCAGUCAUCAACCUUGUAACAAGUUUGUUCAGUCAACAACCUUGUAACAAGUCUGUUGUGUCAUCAACAUUGAAACAAGUCUAUUGAGUCAUCAACCAUGUAACAAGUCUGUUCAGUCAUCAACCUUGUAACAAGUCUGUUGAUUCAUCAACCUUGUAACAAGUCUGUUGAUUCAUCAACCUUGUAACAAGUCUGUUGAGUCAUCAACAUUGUAACAAGUCUGUUCAGUCAUCAAUCUUGUAACAAGUCUGUUCAGUCAUCAACCUUGUAACAAGUCUGUUCAGUCAACCUUGUAACACGUCUGUUCAGUCAACAAUCUUGUAACAAGUUUGCUCAGUCAACAAUCUUGUAACAAGUCUGUUCAGUCAUCAACCUUGUAACAAAUCUGUUGAGUCAUCAACCUUGAAACAAGUCUAUUGAGUCAACAAUCUUGUAACAAGUCUGUUCAGUCAUCAACCUUGUAACAAGUUUGUUCAGUCAACAACCUUGUAACAAGUCUGUUGUGUCAUCAACAUUGAAACAAGUCUAUUGAGUCAUCAACCAUGUAACAAGUCUGUUCGGUCAUCAACCUUGUAACAAGUCUGUUCAGUCAUCAACCUUAUACCAAGUCUGUUGAUUCAUCAACUUUGUAACAAGUCUGUUCAGUCAACAACUUGUAACAAGUCUGUUCAGUCAUCAACCUUGUAACAAGUCUUUUCACUCAUCAAUUUUGUAACAAGUCUGUUCACUCAUCAACCUUGUAACAAGUCUGUUCACUCAUCAACCUUCUAACAAGUCGGUUGAGUCAUCAACCUUGUAACAAGUCUGUUGAUUCAUCAACCUUGUAACAAGUGUGUUGAAUCAUCAACCUUAUAACAAGUCUGUUAAGUCAUCAACCUUGUAACAAGUCUGUUGAGUCAUCAUCCUUAUAACAAGUCUGUUAAGUCAUCAACCUUGUAACAAGUCUGUUCAGUCAUCAACCUUGUAACAAGUCUGUUCAGUCAUCAACCUUGUAACAAGUCUGUUCAGUCAUCAACCUUGUAACAAGUCUGUUGAUUCAUCAACCUUGUAACAAGUCUGUUCAGUCAUCAACCUUGUAACAAGUCUGUUGAUUCAUCAACCUUGUAACAAGUCUGUUGAAUCAUCAACCUUGUUACAUGUCUGUUGAGUCAUCAACCUUGUAACAAGUAUGUUUAUUCAUCAACCUUGUACCAAGUCUGUUCAGUCGUCAACCUUGUAACAAGUCAGUCAUCAACCUUGUAACAAGUCUGUUCAGUCAACAACCUUGUAACAAGUCUGUUGAGUCAUCAACCUUGAAACAAGUCUAUUCAGUCAUCAACCUUGUAACAAGUCUGUUCAGUCAUCAACCUUGUAACAAGUCUGUUCAGUCAUCAACCUUGUAACAAGUCUCUUGAGUCAUCAACCUUGUAACAAGUCUGUUCAGUCAUCAACCUUGUAACAAGUCUGUUGAUUCAUCAACCUUGUAACAAAUCUGUUCGGUCAUCAACCUUGUAACAAGUCUGUUCAGUCGUCAACCUUGUAACACGUCUAUUGAGUCAUCAACCUUGUAACAAGUCUGUUGAGUCAUCAACAUUGUAACAAGUCUGUUCAGUCAUCAAUCUUGUAACAAGUCUGUUCAGUCAUCAACCUUGUAACAAGUCUGUUCAGUCACCAACCUUGUAACAAGUCUGUUCAGUCAACAACCUUGUAACACGUCUGUUCAGUCAACAAUUUUGUAACAAGUCAAUUCAGUCAACAACUUUGUAACAAGUCUGUUCAGUCAUCAACCUUGUAACAAGUCUGUUGAUUCAUCAACCUUGUAACAAAUCUGUUCGGUCAUCAACCUUGUAACAAGUCUGUUCAGUCGUCAACCUUGUAACACGUCUAUUGAGUCAUCAACCUUGUAACAAGUCUGUUGAGUCAUCAACAUUGUAACAAGUCUGUUCAGUCAUCAAUCUUGUAACAAGUCUGUUCAGUCAUCAACCUUGUAACAAGUCUGUUCAGUCACCAACCUUGUAACAAGUCUGUUCAGUCAACAACCUUGUAACACGUCUGUUCAGUCAACAAUUUUGUAACAAGUCAAUUCAGUCAACAACUUUGUAACAAGUCUGUUCAGUCAUCAACCUUGUAACAAGUCUGUUGAUUCAUCAACCUUGUAACAAAUCUGUUCAGUCAUCAACCUUGUAACAAGUCUGUUCAGUCAUCAACCUUGUAACAAGUCUAUUCAGUCAUCAACCUUGUAACAAGUCUCUUGAGUCAUCAACAUUGUAACAAGUCUGUUCAGUCAUCAACCUUGUAACAAGUCUGUUCAGUCAUCAACCUUGUAACAAGUCUGUUCAGUCACCAACCUUGUAACAAGUCUGUUCAGUCAACAACCUUGUAACAAGUCUGUUCAGUCAACAACCUUGUAACAAGUCUGUUCAGUCAUCAAUCUUGUAACAAGUCUGUUCAGUCAUCAACCUUGUAACAAGUCUGUUCAGUCACCAACCUUGUAACAAGUCUGUUCAGUCAUCAACCUUGUAACACGUCUGUUCAGUCAACAAUCUUGUAACAAGUCUGUUGAGUCAUCAACCUUGUAACAAGUCUGUUGAGUCAUCAACAUUGUAACAAGUCUGUUCAGUCAUCAAUCUUGUAACAAGUCUGUUCAGUCAACAACCUUGUAACAAGUCUGUUGAGUCAUCAACAUUGUGACAAGUUUGUUCAGUCAUCAACCUUGUAACAAGUCUGUUCAGUCAACAACCUUGUAACAAGUCUGUUCAGUCAUCAACCUUGUAACAAGUCUGUUCAGUCAACCUUGUAACACGUCUGUUCAGUCAACAAUCUUGUAACAAGUUUGCUCAGUCAACAAUCUUGUAACAAGUCUGUUCAGUCAUCAACCUUGUAACAAAUCUGUUGAGUCAUCAACCUUGAAACAAGUCUAUUGAGUCAACAAUCUUGUAACAAGUCUGUUCAGUCAUCAACCUUGUAACAAGUUUGUUCAGUCAACAACCUUGUAACAAGUCUGUUGUGUCAUCAACAUUGAAACAAGUCUAUUGAGUCAUCAACCAUGUAACAAGUCUGUUCGGUCAUCAACCUUGUAACAAGUCUGUUCAGUCAUCAACCUUAUACCAAGUCUGUUGAUUCAUCAACUUUGUAACAAGUCUGUUCAGUCAACAACUUGUAACAAGUCUGUUCAGUCAUCAACCUUGUAACAAGUCUUUUCACUCAUCAAUUUUGUAACAAGUCUGUUCACUCAUCAACCUUGUAACAAGUCUGUUCACUCAUCAACCUUCUAACAAGUCUGUUGAUUCAUCAACCUUGUAACAAGUCUGUUGAUUCAUCAACCUUAUAACAAGUGUGUUGAAUCAUCAACCUUAUAACAAGUCUGUUAAGUCAUCAACCUUGUAACAAGUCUGUUGAGUCAUCAUCCUUAUAACAAGUCUGUUAAGUCAUCAACCUUGUAACAAGUUUGUUGAGUCAUCAUCCUUGUAACAAGUCUGUUCAGUCAUCAACCUUGUAACAAGUCUGUUCAGUCAUCAACCUUGUAACAAGUCUGUUCAGUCAUCAACCUUGUAACAAGUCUGUUCAGUCAUCAACCUUGUAACAAGUCUGUUGAGUCAUCAACCUUGUAACAAGUCUGUUGAGUCAUCAACCUUGUAACAAGUCUGUUCAGUCAUCAACCUUGUAACAAGUCUGUUCAGUCAUCAACCUUGUAACAAAUCUGUUCAGUCAACAACCUUGUAACACGUCUGUUCAGUCAACAAUCUUGUAACAAGUCUGUUCAAUCAUCAACCUUGUAACAAGUCUGUUCAGUCAUCAACCUUGUAACAAGUCUGUUCAGUCAUCAACCUUGUAACAAGUCUCUUGAGUCAUCAACCUUGUAACAAGUCUGUUCAGUCAUCAACCUUGUAACAAGUCUGUUGAUUCAUCAACCUUGUAACAAGUCUGUUCAGUCAUCAACCUUGUAACAAGUCUGUUGAAUCAUCAACCUUGUAACAAGUCUGUUGAUUCAUCAACCUUGUAACAAGUCUGUUGAGUCAUCAACAUUGUAACAAGUCUGUUCAGUCAUCAACAUUGUAACAAGUCUGUUGAAUCAUCAACCUUGUAACAAGUCUGUUGAUAUCGUCCUGCGGUUCAACAAUUUGUCAACAAAGUGUGAGUGACAACCUUGUAGCAACUUGUUAAAAUAACAGCAUUGUUUCAACUUGUUGACAUGUUUGCUACAAGCCUGUCGCGAACACAUCUUGUUGACAAGUUGUGAGAUUUGUAGAUGUGUACAGCAAGUAUUUUGAGUGAUAUAUUUCACGUUUCAGCCAAGAAAUCCGUUACUUCUCGGAAAACUACGACAGUGUUAAAACGUUGGAAAAAGGAACACAAGAGAAUCCCUCUGAUGAAAGUUUAUGGAUUCGCCUUGCUACGGUUCACAUGGGAUCGAAUAGGACAGAGGGGGAUAAGAAUAAUAACAGCAGGAAGAAUGUGGAUAGAGCUCUCAACACUCUUGCGCAGGCGUUAGAAUAUAAUCGCCAUUCUGAGGUUAGUAUAUGGAAAAUACUUUGAACUUAUGUUACGUAACACGCGCUCAAGACUAAUGAAUACUCUUUUCCACUUGAUUAUCACUAUAUUCAAUUUUUUUAUACGUUUCUUAAGCGGCAAACAAACUUAAAAAGUAUGUUUAGUACUUUUACUGCUUUAUCUGUAAAAUUAUGCUAAAAUGAAGAGAUUUUAGAUGGUAUGCCAAAGAGAAAAUGAUGUCUGAAGUUCAGUAAGUUUUGCUUAUAUUGCUGCAUAAAUAUGGCGUCAAUUUUACAGCAUCAAUGAUAAUUGUAUUUAAAUUGACAAUAUUUAACUAUUAUUUUGUGUUUCUCAACCGCCAGAUGCAUUUUCAAACGGUUGCUAACUGUUUAACUACAAAAUAAAGCUAAAAAAUUUUGAGAGGAACGCCAAAAGAUUUUAGGUUUUGAACACUUUUCAUACAAAUACGCGACAUUAAAAGAAAUUGCCUGUUAAAAACACGCUUUAUUCGAAAAACACGCUUAAAUAGACAAUUCCCAUUACAGACUAAUUUUAAAACAAGGCAAGUAGACUCAAAUAAACCAAAACAGCUAAAAAAGGCAUACUAAAAUUAGCAAGUGUGCAAAGUUUGGUUGCGAAAUGUUGUAAAAUGCGGAAAAUAUAGCCUUGCAAAGUUCGCAUAUUUUGUAUACUUUUGUAUUGCGUGCGGAAUUCCUCCCACAUUCCUACCACAUUUUGGCCGAAAAUGGUCGCACGCAAUACAAAAGUAUACAAAAUUUGCGAAAUUUACAAGGCUAUAUUUUCCGCAUUUUACAACAUUUCGCAACCAAACUUUGCAAAUUUACUAAUUUCAGUAUGCUCUUUCUAGCUGUGGUAAUUUAUUUGCAUCUCCUUCCCUAGUUUGAAAAUUAGUCUAUAAUGGGAAUUGUCUAUUGACAUGAACUUUUAGCUCAUUUUUCCUCAUAAAAACUUUUAAACUAUUUCAGAAAUUAUGGUUAAAAUACUUGGACGUCUUUCGUCAGCGAGCCAGUACAGAUGAACUACACGAAGUAUGUGAGGAAGCUGUCGAACUCGCGCGCUCGUAUAAGGUUUGGUGGGCAUAUAUAGACAUCGCUUCUGACUAUGAACGCAAAACGAACGUUUGUUUGAAAUGUAUCGAGUUUCUAGUACUAUCAGACACCGAAAUGGGUCUCAAGUCUCAUCGUUUGUUGGAAAUAUUCUUGUAUCUAAUACAGUUAGAUUUACAUUGUGACUUUUUUAAAGUGGCUUUGAAUCGCUUUCGAGUCGCUCUCAAUUGCGUGGAUGGCCCGCGAGACACUCGCGAGAUUCUCGCAUUCCUCGCGGAGAACACGAUUUGCGAAGAUUUGUGUUCGCUAUGGUUGAGUUAUAUUCAUCUCGUGGAAUUUUCUUGUCUCCCGCGCGAGUUUUACGAUCCCGCUCGUACUGGUCCCGCGAGAAUUGUACGCAAGGAUGGCGUGGUGUUGCCGUGGAAACCAGGUGCUGGUACACGUCAUGGAUCUGCAGAGUUGUUAAAGCUCUUUCAUCGUAAGUCAAAGAAAACUAAACUAACUUUAUUUAUACGGGAUAGCUCUAUUAGUUCUAAACUGUUCUUCCUAGAGAUCCAGUAAGGAUCAUCUCUUAUUGAUCCAGUGUUACUACAGGAGGAAACCUAAACUAAACUAACUUUAUUUAUACUGGAUAACUCUAUCAGUUCUAAUCUGUUCUUCCCAGAGGUCCAGUAAGGAUCAUCUCUUAUUGAUCCAGUGUUACUACAGGAGGAAACCUAAACUAAACUAACUUUAUUUAUACUGGAUAGCUCUAUCAGUUCUAAACUGUUCUUCCUAGAGGUCCAGUAAGGAUCAUCUCUUAUUGAUCCAGUGUUACUACAGGAGGAAACCUAAACUAAACUAACUUCAUUUAUACUGGAUAGCUCUAUCAGUUCUAAACUGUUCUUCCUAGAGGUCCAGUAAGGAUCAUCUCUUAUUGAUCCAGUGUUACUACAGGAGGAAACCUAAACUAAACUAACUUUAUUUAUACUGGAUAGCUCUAUCAGUUCUAAACUGUUCUCCCUAGAGGUCCAGUAAGGAUCAUCUCUUAUUGAUCCAGUGUUACUACAGGAGGAAACCUAAACUAAACUAACUUUAUUUAUACUGGAUAGCUCUAUCAGUUCUAAACUGUUCUUCGUAGAGGUCCAGUAAGGAUCAUCUCUUAUUGAUCCAGUGUUACUACAGGAGGAAACUUAAACUAAACUAACUUUAUUUAUACUGGAUAGCUCUAUCAGUUCUAAACUGUUCUUCCUAGAGGUCCAGUAAGGAUCAUCUCUUAUUGAUCCAGUGUUACUACAGGAGGAAACCUAAACUAAACUAACUUUAUUUAUACUGGAUAGCUCUAUCAGUUCUAAACUGUUCUCCCUAGAGGUCUGGUAAGGAUAAUCACAAACACUACAUUCUUAUAUUCUUUUGUCAGGCGCUCUAAAGGAGUGUGCUUCUGUGUCGAACUCGCAAGACAAAGUCUCGCCGGUGUUUUCGCUGUACAAGAACCUAAUCGCGCUCGAGAGGGCAUGUGGAAAGGACGCGUCUUCAGUACGUACAUGUCAGCGGUUGCUAAAGGCCUCCCCGAAGAAGAUCGAACUUUGGUUAUGUAUGUCUGCGUUACAGCAAGUCAGCGGUCAGGAAGAUGGCGCGGUGAAUGUUUAUAAGAAGGCGUUGGAAACGUGUAAUGGACAUGCGCAGAUUGCUUAUUGUGCUGCCAAGUACUUCAUACAGACGGUAUUCCUUACUUUUCUUUUCCUGUUCAUUUUAAGAGGAGAAUAUUUUGUAUGUUACGUCACACGCGCUCAUUGAAUAUUUCUUUCCGCUUGGUUAUGACUAUAUUCAAAUUUUUCAAUUUUUGAUACGUUUCUGAAGCGGCAAACAAACUUAAAAAGUAUGUUUAGUGCUUUAUCUGUAAAAUAAUGCUAAAAUGAAGAGAUUUUAGAUGGUACGCCAAAGAGAAAAUGAUGUCUGAAGUUCAGUAAUUUUUGCUUAUAUUGCUGUAUAAAAUAUGGCGUCAAUUUUACAGCGUCAAUGAUAUUUGUAUUUAAAUCGACAAUAUUUAACUAUUAUUUUGUGUUUCUCAACCGCCAGAUACAUUUAAAAAGUUUGCUAACUGUUUAAACUACAAAAUAAAGCCAAAAACAAAGUAGUUUUGAGAAGAACGCUAAAAAAGAUUUUAGCUUUUGAACACUUCUCAUCGCGAAUACAUGACAUUGAAAAUAUUGUACACUUAUUGUCUGCUCCCGAGGGAAACAGUUUGUUUUGUUUUCCCGAGAGUCUCAAUGUUUCCCGAGAGGAAGUCGAGGGAAACAUUUACAGAUUCGAGGGAAAACAAAACUAACUAUUUAAUCAACAUUCAACAACAUUCAUACAACAAUUGUAUUUCGUGACAAAAACCCUAUAGUGUCAACGAGUUUAAAAUUAAAAGAACCUACUUAAACGGUUUCAGCAGCAUAUCCCGUUGCCUGUUGUGUAGUUUUCUUUUACAUUCUUUAUUUGAACACAAACGUGGAAAAUCGUAGUUUCUAAUUAUGCUAGUUGUGCCGCCAUUUUGUUUUUUUAUGUACGUGGCCGGUCGGGGCGGGCAACAAUUGUUCACUUGUUGCCCGGCGGGAUACAUUGCAUUUAUCUGGAGUCACGAGACCACAAAUCAGCCAAUCACGUUCGGUGUUCACCCUAGCUAUAUAACAAUGCUUCUUAGUAUUUAAUUGCUUAUUAUUCUUUCUAGCAAAACCGUGAUGAAUGUUACGAAGCCUUGACAAAAUGUGUUUACAGUAAAUUUAUUCUCGAAGUUCCAAGCUCCGGUCCAAAAACCCGAGCAAGGUCACAUGACCAGCCUACCAUACUCCGGCCAAGUCCUGGACUGCUGUACAAAAAGCUUUUGUCGCAGACUUUGCCACUGGACUCUACAGUACCGUCAGCUAAACCUGGAGUGCGUCCUGGUAAUUUGGGAGCCGAAGAAACGUACAUUUGGCUUUGCUACUGGUAAGUGGAAUAUUCAGUUACCUCUAGGGGGACAAUUUUGAAGUGAUAGAGCUAUCCAUUAGGAUAAACCUCUCAAAAGUUAGUCGGGUCUUGCAAUGAUGUUGAAAACGAAUUACUUCACCUGACGCUUCAAGCUGAAGAAAAGCGCUAACCUCUGAGCAAUGACCUUGACAUAACUAGACUAUUCACAUUGGAUAGCUCUAUCAGUUCUAAACUGUUCUCCCUAGAGGUCCAGUAAGGAUCCUCUCUUAUUGAUCCAGUGUCACUACAGGAGGAAACCUAAACUAAACGAACUUUAUUUAUACUGGAUAGCUUCUAUCAGUUCUAAACUGUUCUCCCUAGAGGUCCAGUAAGGAUCAUCCCUUAUUGAUCCAGUGUUACUACAGGAGGAAACCUAAACUAAACUAACUUUAUUUAUACUGAAUAGCUCUAUCAGUUCUAAACUGUUCUUCCUAGAGGUCUAGUAUAGAUCAUCUCUUAUUGAUCCAGUGUUACUACAGGAGGAAACCUAAACUAAACUAACUUUAUUUAUACUGGAUAGUUUUAUCAUUUCUAAAUUGUUGAGAUUUAUCUUUUUUUAGCAUGUUUAUCGAAUUAUUCUCGGACAAAGAGCCCACAAAGCGACAUUCGCUGACACAAGCAAGCUACGAGAGUGCUAUCUACAGUACAGGCGACAGACAUGAAGUAAAGACUCUCUGGAUAGAAUAUAUCUACUACAUGGUUCGCGUGCUCAAGGAGAAGCUUUGUAAAUCGGAAGAACUUCAUGAUAUAUUUCAUAAAUGUCUCACCACCGUGCCCGCCGUCACUCCAGUCCUUAAUAUAUCGUCCAGAUCGUGGUCGGAUUACAAUUUUCAUAAUGAGGUAAUGGAUAAAACCUCGCUGAUUUAUAUGUUGUUUUGUGUCUUGAUAGUUUAUUGCUAACCAGUUGACCACUUGCGUAAUAGACUAAAUUUUGAUCUCAAGAAGUCUAGACAAAAAUUUCAUUACAGCUUUAAAGAGCAUCACAAAAUUAGUAAUAUUCCAAAGUUUAGUUGUGAAAUGUUGUAAAAUGCGGAUAAUAUAGCCCUGCGAAGUUUGCCGUUUUUCAGUCAUUUUGUAUUGCAAACGGGAAAUUGACAGCCCCAAAGGGUAUUGGUCUGUCAAUUGCCCCCGCGUAAUGCAAAAUGACUGAAAAACGGCAAACUUCGCAAGGCUAUAUUAUCCGCAUUUUACAACAUAUCGCAAUGAAACUUUGGAAUAUUACUAAUUUUGUGAUGCUCUUUCAAGCUGUGAUGAAAUUUGUGUCUAGACUUGUUGAGAUCAAAAUUUUGUCUAUUAGGCAAGUGGUCAAUUGAGUCGCAUGCAUAUAUAAGGAACUGGUCAUUAUUUACGGCAGGGGGGGGGGGCACCGAAGAGAAAAGGGUUGGGUAAACAAAAUUUUGAGUGAGUAAAAGGUUGGGUAAAUGAAAAACAAAACAACUCAAGGGUUUGGGUAAUAAAAAUUUAUUGUCAUGACUCACUCAAAUAUUGAAGACUAAAAAGCAAUAUCAACAGUCAUAUGUCAAUACAAUAUAUAAAUCAAUCAGAGUCGCUAUCUUGAUCAUUUUCCGAUUUGUCAGGAGACAAAUGGUAUCUCCAAAGAAAGUACAUGUGCAGACAACACGAAACUGUAGACUGCAGAAAAUUACACAAGCAGUUAUCAAACUCGUGUCACAGAAGUGGUAAAGGACAUGUGUGACAACUGAAUGGUAUCCUUUUGUAAAGUUUUUGGCCAGGGGUGGGUAUUUAUUUCUUGAUAAAUAUUUGGGUUGGGGAACAUUUCUCUUCGUUGCCGCUCCUCCCCCUCCCCCCCGUAAUGGUUCUUUAACUAGGCAUGUGACUUCGCUGAUAAUGUGAAUUGAGUGGUUUGGUCUACUUCGAUCAUGUAAAUCCGUCUGUAUUUUCUAGGUUCUGGGUUUAUACCGGCGCUGUUUGGGAGAUGCGUUCUCAUCAAAUGUCUACGAGAAAUAUCUCGAAAUGUUUCCGGAUAACUCGAUACUGGCAAUACAGUAAUGUGAUGGAUAAUCUGUUUCAAUUUAUUAUUUUUUGUUUCUCUUUUAAACUCGUAUAGAGACGAUCCUUAACCAUACAAUAUUUUUAUUUUUCUACACUCGACUGGGUCUUGACACUAAACGGAGCAAAAUGUACUUGAUAAACUCUAUUAGUUUUCAGGCUCUAAAAUAUCAGUCAGAGAACCGAUAACAUUGAGUUUGGGUCAGACAUAUGUAUUGUGAUGUCCGAUGACUUUGAGUUCAGUUUGGCUUGGAAAUAAGUAUGAAUGCAGACACGAAUUAAUACCAGCACAAUUUGGAAAAGUCAUUUGAAUCUUGGCAAUGAAUUUCGGAACCCCACAGUGAAAACCCCGCACUUGAUUAGACACAUACAUUACUCUGAUUCUCCAUUUAACAUACGAGCCUCUAGUCCUGGACUAGGGUACAUUUUGAUUGACGUUGGACAAAGUUAAGUUAGAUCGGACACCAAUUCACUCCGGUCAGACAAACAAUAAACCUCAGUUUCAUUUAGGUCGGAUAGAAUGUCCAGUGGUUUCCUCUCUACGUCGGACAAUUUCACGAAUGGAUUGGACAUUGUCUAUGACAGACCGAUAUUUUAAGGCCAGAGUUUUGAGCUGUUCUUAAUGGAGAUACAAUAAAGGCCAUCCUUUAUUGAUGCAGUGUUACUGCAGAAGCGAAUUAGAGUACUCGGGGAAAACGUUUAACCAAAGAUCGUCUUACCAAAAUAUUGUAUGGUUAUUGAAAAUUGUUUCCCUCUUUGCCCCCCCCCCAUCACACACUAACAUUGCGGAUUUCUGCGAUUCACCGUGUUUUAUAGAGCUGUAGAACAUUUAUAUGAGAACAGAGAGCUGGACAAAGCAAGAAAGAUCCUGUCGGGAAUUUUAUUAAAGACACCAUACUGUUUGGACUUGUGGAAAAUGUACUGUUGAAAUUUGAAAUUUUUAAUUACCAUUAACAACCAUUAGCAAUGCUGUUCCAACAAGUUGUCGACGGCUUGUUGACAAUUUGCUACGAGCUUGUUGAGCUCGACAGACUUGUUACAUUAAGUUGUUCCAACAACUUGUUAUCGUCCUGCACUUCAACAAUUUGUCAACAAGUUGCGAGUGACAACCUUGUAGCAACUUGAUGAAAUAACAGCAUUGUUAGAACUUGCUGACAAGCUUGCCACAAGCAAAGUUGUGAGAUUUUUAACUGUGUUUUAUUUGAACUACAGUCUGUUUUUCUAUGAUCUGAAAUCAUUCCCAAAUAUCUUUUUCAAAAUACAGAGCGAUUUCCAUCGAACUCAAGGAAGAAAACUUUGAUCAGGUAUAUUUGUAGAAACAAUCUUAAUUUCUCUUUGAUGAGCGUUUUCGUGUUGAAAAAGUUUUUUUCUUUACGUGUUAGGCACGACAAUUAUUUGAACAUGCCACGGAAGCCCUACCUUUGGCCGCAUCGUUAUGGAAAGAUGUAAAAUUAACUUUUUGUUGUAUAAGUAUAUUUGUUUUGUUUUUUUACACAGACGCGCUAUAUGUCCCAAAAAAACCACCAAAGCUAUUGGAAUAACGUAUUGUUAGAAAUGUCUUAGCACUCUGCGGAACUCACAUGAAGUGCAUAAAAGCUUGACAUAUAAGUAAAUUUUAUGUAUAAAGAAACUGUUUAAGAAUCUGCUUUAAAUUCCCAAGAGCAGAAAAUCGUGCGCUUUACAAAGAUAUUUUAAUUUCUUAAUAAGUCAAUAUUUAUAAUAUAUGCAUGCAUGCAUGCAACCUGUCAAUAUUUUACGCAUCUUUAUGGUUCAGAGCCUUAGUGCUAGGGCAUUCAAAUUCUAACAAUACGUUAUUUGCCACAAAUAUGUGAGCACGCGCUUAUAUGCUCGAAAAUCAUGCAUUAUGCUCAUAAGCAGAAAAUUGCACAAGCAGUUAUCAAACUCACGUCACAGAAGUGAGAUAAAGGACAUGUGUGACAACUGAAUGGUAUUAAGUUUUUAGCUAGGGGUGGGUAUUUAUUUUUAAUUGAUAUUUGAGGUUGGGUAAAAAAGUAUUUUGACUUUUUAAUGGUUGUAUCAACAAAAUUUGUACCGCGAAAUAAAUUUCUCUUCAGUCCCCCCCCCCCCCCCAUGAAUAAUGACCGCCCCCUUGGAUUGAGCUGUCGAGUAUAAAUAAAGUUGGUUUAAUUUAGGUUUCCUUCUGUAGUAACACUACAACAAGUUUUUGAUCGAUAGAACUAUCUUGUGUCUUUGAUUUUUUUUACAGUUUGCGAUGUUUGAACUGGCCCAUGACUCGAACAAAAUGGAGCGACUACAAUCUAUCGUCAACAAAACCAAAGACAGGGGCAUUGACAUUGAAGAUUUUCUUAAAGAAUUGACACUGGAAUGACACAUAAUUUUAAUCGCGUGGACACUGUGUGGAGAUUUAUUGAGCAAAAACAAUGGAAUAUUUUUGAAUGCUGACCAAAGAGUGUUGCAAAAAAUCCGAGCAAAUCGAAAUCGAAAGAUGAAGAAACAAUUUUUCUGGCUUUUGAAGUAAAAUUGCAGCGGAGUGAACCGAAAGCGUUUUUUUGAAAUUUCCGAAAAUGACAUAAGCAUCGAAUCCAUAAUUAUGCUUCGUUUUUAAAGUGGUAAGUAUACCCUUUGAUGUUUCCCAAAUCAAAAAAUUACGUCUGGAAAUUUUUUAUAUUAAAUUUCUUCUCAUUUUUCUGGGGAACAUAGGAUUUGAAUCUAAGAGAGAUAUGACUCUAUGUUUUCAAGUGUUUGUCCGAAGGACAUAAUUACAUUAAUUGGGAGACAGAUUUCAGACUUGAGAGAUAUGUAUUAUAUUGUAUGUAAUUAUAUUGUCGGAGGAAACUAUAAAAAGUUCUAUUUAAUAUAUUCAUUUGAUAUAUAUUUUUGGGUAUAUAAAUAUUUUAUUGACGAAUUUUGUAAUAAAUUUAAGAUUUUGUGGGAUUUUUAUUUUAGUUAAUUUUAUAGUUCAAAAGCAUCAGUCAAAAUUUAUCUCUUGAAAUUUUACAGUUUUGAUCAAUCUUUUACCAAUCAAUAUAUAUCUAUUUAUGAUUACUAAUUAUCGAUUAUAUCUUAAAUCACUGAUUAAUCAAUAAGUUAAUCAAUAAGAUGAUUAUCUUGUAAUUAUAAUUAAUCAAUCCAUACAUUCAGUCAUUCCUCUAUUGACGAGUCAGUAUGACUUUACCAAAAAUCACUGGUUUCUCCAUUAAGAGAUGAAUAUUAGGAGAUGAUCCUUACUGGAUCUCUAGGAAGAACAGUUUAGAACUGAUAGAAAUAUCCAGUAUAAAUAAAGUUAGUUUAGUUUAGGUUUCCUCCUCUAGUAACACUGGAUCAACAAGAGAUGACUCCUAUACUGCACCUCUAGGAAGAACAGUUUGGAACUGAUAAAUAAAAUUAGUUUAGUUUACCCUCCCCUUCCCGCUAACCGUUGCUUUUCAGCGAAAACUGUUGCUUAACAAAGAUGACAGAAAAAUUAAUGGUCGCGCAUGUCCAACUUGGGAAAACAGUUCAGUAAUCUGUGUUACCAACCUUACAUUAUCUGCUUAACCGAAUACAUCUAUUUAUGGAAACAUUACAUCAAAAUUAUUCAUCAAACGACAAUAUAAACUCUUGGCUUGCGGACUGAAAGUUUUACGGAAUAAGUCGAUGAAUUAUAAUGCUGUUCUGCAACUGUUGAACUAAAGACAGCAGCUGAAUAUUGUCAUUCUUUUAUGGAGGGAACUUCACCAUUACAAAAUCCAAUGUAUGUCUAAAAGACAUGAAAGCACUGGACAUGAAAAAGAACAUUAAAGUGAUGCUAUUCAUUAUUUCGAAUGCAUGGCAGAACUUUGUCGAGACUUUUAUUUAUUGGAAUAAAAUUUCAUUAAAUGUUUUUGUAAAUAUGCGUAGUUUUUUUUUAUUAAAUAUUUUUAAAUUCAAAUUGUGUUGUUUUUGUGUUGCAAUA
Paramuricea clavata is the source of this 18379-nucleotide messenger RNA. Lineage: Eukaryota; Metazoa; Cnidaria; Anthozoa; Malacalcyonacea; Plexauridae. The record is from the annotation of a GenBank genome assembly.